AUGCUGGUUCAAAUGACCAGACGAAGGUUCUACCAAACCCUGAUUGUGUUCUUCCUGGCAUCUCAGCUUCUUCAAUAUGGAGACUGCACCAGUACGCAGGAUGACUUGGACCCAACAUCCGGCAGUCCAGCUGGUCAGAGCGAGAAUCAGCCUAAGGUCAACACAGCCUCAGAACAACAGCCUUCAGUUCUGAAGCGAGAGAACGGGAAGUCGACUCACUUACAGAUCUUGGACAGCCUUUUGAAGGAGUAUGACCGUCGGGCCACUCCAUCGAACCAUCUAAACAACGCGACAACUGUGGCGUGCGAGGUUUACAUCCGGAGUUUCGGAUCCAUCGACCCGAGUUCCAUGGACUACCAAGUGGACUUGUACCUGCGGCAGACGUGGUACGAUGCGCGACUGAAACACGAAGAUCUCGUCCAGCCGCUGGACUUGAACGACCCGAACUUGGUGAAGGCGAUCUGGAAGCCUGAGGUGUAUUUCCCCAACGCUAAAGAUGCUGAUUUUCAGUUCGUGACCGUGCCGAACGUGCUUGUUAGGAUCAACCCGCACGGCGAGAUCCUCUACAUGCUCAGGUUGAAGCUCACUUUUGCCUGCAUGAUGGAGCUCUCCAAGUUUCCUUUGGACACUCAAGUCUGCACCAUAGAAAUCGCAAGCUUUUCAAAGACGAUGCAGGAGCUGGUGCUGCAGUGGAAGCUCACCAAGGAGCCCAUUAAGAUGCACAAAGACCUUCGCAUGCCUCAGUUUCAAAUGCAAGACAUCGUAGCCACCACCUGUCAAGAAGCCUCACAAAUCGGAAACUACAGUUGUCUGGUGGCUGAAUUUCACCUGCAACGAUCGGUGGGAUUCCAUCUGGUGCAAUCGUACCUGCCUACGAUCCUAAUCGUGGCCAUCUCCUGGGUCAGCUUCUGGAUGGACGUGGACUCUGUACCUGGCCGUACAACUCUGGGAGUGACCACCCUGCUUACCGUGUCCACCAAGUCUUCAGAAAAAUUAAUGAUGAAAGCGACAUCCGAGUACAUUAUUGAUAUUUUUUUCUUUAUUACAGCCUUUGUCUUCUCUGCACUACUGGAGUUCACAUUAGUGAAUUAUUUGUGGCGCAAAAAUGCAAGUCAAAUGUUACCCCAUCGUCCAUAUUGGCGGCACCCGAACACCUCAGCGCCUCAGUGCGGGCGUCACCGGUGCUGCCACCAACCAAAAUCUCCGUCAAGACAACACCGCAAACUGCACUUGGCAGAGAACAAAUCCCUUAGUAAUUGCAAUAGACCUACUGUGGACCUACAGGAUAGGAAGGAACAGCAAAACGACUUUGCAAACUCACCGAAGAAAAAAUGUUUAUCUGCCGCCGACAUCGAUGAAGGAAAGAGGGUCGGACUAAGUGACGAGACUCCGAUUGAUGCGGUCAAGUCCCGUGGAGUUAUUCUGGUAGGCAUGAGAUAUAUGUGA
Molecule: messenger RNA, 1446 nt
Organism: Hyalella azteca
Lineage: Eukaryota; Metazoa; Arthropoda; Malacostraca; Amphipoda; Hyalellidae
Product: glycine receptor subunit alpha-4-like
Exons: 8
Coding region: 1-1446 (481 amino acids)
Biological process (GO): nervous system process; chemical synaptic transmission; regulation of membrane potential
Cellular component (GO): membrane; neuron projection; synapse
Molecular function (GO): extracellular ligand-gated monoatomic ion channel activity; chloride channel activity; transmembrane signaling receptor activity
Source: RefSeq, a predicted model, not a curated record